This is a messenger RNA of Eruca vesicaria subsp. sativa (arugula), 342 nucleotides long. Lineage: Eukaryota; Viridiplantae; Streptophyta; Magnoliopsida; Brassicales; Brassicaceae. The record is from the annotation of a GenBank genome assembly.
AUGACAAACCAUCUUCAAGGUCCCAUAACCAGUUACUUCAAUCCUGGUCUAACCAAACAAGAAGAACAAGCUGACAAAGACAUGAUGAGCUUGCAAGCAUUGAAGAUCACAAGCACAUUGGCUUUCCCAGUGGUUUUCAAAGCUUCUUUAGAGCUAGGCGUCCUUGACACGAUUGUUGCCUAUGGUAAAGAUGCGUGGCUCUCGUCUUCGGAAAUAGCUGUUGGCCUACCAACCAAGCCCACCAAUCCCCAGGCGCCAAUGUUGCUAGACCGGAUAUUACGGUUACUCAUCAGCCACUCGGUCUUGAAAUGUCAUAUAUUGAAACCGGAGAAAAAGAUCUAA